This is a messenger RNA of Drepanopeziza brunnea f. sp. 'multigermtubi' MB_m1, 1497 nucleotides long. RefSeq lists its product as uncharacterized. Lineage: Eukaryota; Fungi; Ascomycota; Leotiomycetes; Helotiales; Drepanopezizaceae. The record is from RefSeq and is a predicted model, not a curated record. Gene Ontology annotation, cellular component: spliceosomal complex; nucleus. Gene Ontology annotation, biological process: mRNA splicing, via spliceosome. Gene Ontology annotation, molecular function: RNA binding; zinc ion binding.
AUGAUUUUGGAGGAGCAGAGAUUCCUUCAUGAGGACCUGGAGAGGCUGGAGCAGGGCAUCAGUGACCGCGUUGCUGAAGAGCCACGACAUAUUCGUGAGCGCCUGAGCAGAGAUCAUCAGGUCGCAGGCUUCCUCGAUCGCAUUCAAGACCAAUCGAAACGACUCCUCGAGAUCUACAAAGAUGCGGACGGUGCGCGAACGAAAGAGAUCCAGUCCAUAUCCACUGGGGAGCCUCUGGAGGAAUUUUACAAGCAGCUCUCUGAGAUUAAGUCGUUCCAUCAACGGUACCCAAAUGAGCCAGUAGAGAACCUGGAGCGGGCGUACAAGAAGAAGGCGACUGGAGAAGGCGAGGCACUAACGUAUGAUAUCGAUAACCUGUUCACCGGAGAAGAAGCAUUUGGCAAAUAUCUGGAUCUUACCACCAUCCACGAGACAUACCUCAACCUACCCAACAUUAAACGAGUCACCUACCUUCAGUACCUGGACGCCUUCGAUAUAUUCGUACCCCCAUCAUGCUCUGUGAAACGCGCCGACAAGAUGACCGAUAGGUAUUUCACGUAUGUUGGUGACUUAGCUUCAUAUCUCGAGAGCUUCAUGCGACGGACAAGACCACUAGAGGAUCUGCCGAAGCUGUUUGAGAGCUUCGAUCUUGACUUUGACAAGGCUUGGAACGACGAUGAUAUCCCCGCUUGGAGACCAGAGCCCGUUGGACCUUCUAAAGGACCCACAGAUGAGCUCUACUGCGCAGACUGCGCGAAGGACUUCAAGAAUGACAAUGUUUUCAAGGCCCAUUUGACAGGGAAAAAGCACAUUCGGGCAGCCGAGGCCAGGGCAGCUCUGCAAGCCGAGUCUGGGGGUGAUGCCGAGAAGGGGACAGCUAAGAAGGGCACCAGCUCUCUGCGGCUCAAAGAACGCGCGAUUGCGGAGCGGGAGUACCGAGUCAAGCGGCUGGCAGCCGCAAUGUCGCAAGAACGAAGCGAUACGCGGGUUAACGUCGAGCGGAAACAGGGCAUGACCGAACGAGAGCGACAGAUGGAGUUGGAUGCACUCUUUGCGGAAUCGUCUUCUGUGGCCCCUCAAGGUGGCGAUUCUGACAGUGAGUCUGACGGCGACGAGAAGAUCUACAACCCCCUGAAGCUUCCACUGGCCUGGGAUGGAAAGCCGAUUCCGUUCUGGCUGUACAAGCUGCACGGUCUUGGCGUUGAGUUCAGAUGCGAGAUCUGUGGCAACUACGUUUACAUGGGCCGAAGAGCGUUCGACAAGCAUUUCAACGAGACCCGACAUAUCUACGGAUUGAAGUGCUUAGGGAUCACGAACACGAGCUUGUUCCGAGAGAUUACCGAAAUUGCCGAUGCCGUCAAACUCUGGGACAAGAUCACGAGGGACAAGCAAAAGGGCAAGAGAGAUGAGGGCAGCGUGGUUCAGAUGGAGGAUGCAGAGGGUAACGUGAUGCCCGAAAAGGUAUACUACGACUUGCAGAAGCAAGGUCUGCUAUAG